AUGACAGGGUACUGCAUAUUCUCCAUGGAAGUGAGCACACAAGAACCCAUCAUUGAAAUCAAGCAUAAAAUCAAACACCUUCUGGGCAUCCCUUUCGACUCACAAAUCCUCACUAUUUGCGACUGCGAGCUUAUCGACAGCCUUGAUUUAGAAGACUACCCACUCGUCUCCGACGGCACCAAAAUCCACCCCUCAACCACGAAGCAAACCCCGCCGCCGCCACCAAUUAUUCAGCCGCCGCCGGCAACCAAAAUGAAAAUCACCGUCAAAUUAUCGGCAAGAAAGAUCCAAAUCGACGUCGACGAAACCGACACCGUCAGGAGCCUGAAGGAGAAGAUCCUCAUAGUGGAGGGACGCCGAUGCGGCGGAUGA
This is a messenger RNA of Erythranthe guttata (spotted monkey flower), 372 nucleotides long. Its product is annotated as polyubiquitin 8. NCBI's taxonomy places the organism in Eukaryota, Viridiplantae, Streptophyta, Magnoliopsida, Lamiales, Phrymaceae. Gene Ontology annotation, biological process: proteasome-mediated ubiquitin-dependent protein catabolic process. The record is from RefSeq and is a predicted model, not a curated record. Gene Ontology annotation, cellular component: cytosol; nucleoplasm. Gene Ontology annotation, molecular function: proteasome binding; ubiquitin binding; polyubiquitin modification-dependent protein binding.